GUUGCGGGUUAAUAGAAUCCAACAGUAAAGCUACGAAUUCUUCUGAGAUUCCAUCUGGGAUUGGAAGGUUGAUCUGAAUAUGAAGUUCUUCUUGAAGGAUUAACAGUACUCGCAGUGGAGUUGCCGCCUAUCUGAUAUUUUCUCCUGAAAUGGGGCGAAAAUCGCAAACAGGUGACUAUCGAGAAGUUGAUACUGAAUCAAGUACGUGUAAUUUGCUUGAAUCUAAGGAAGAAGAUGGAAUCUACACUGAGGAUGGGACCGUAGAUUACCUUAACAAUCCGGCUAAUAAGGAAAAAACAGGAACUUGGAAGGCUUGUGGCUUCAUCUUAGGCAAUGAAUGUUGUGAAAGAUUAGCGUUUUACGGAAUGAGCUCUAAUUUAGUACGGUAUUUUAAGUAUCAUUUGAAUGAGCAUAGCGCAACGGCUUCAAGAAAUCUUUCAACUUGGACCGGAACUUGCUAUCUUACACCAUUGAUUGGAGCAUUUGUGGCCGAUACUUAUAUUGGACGAUAUUGGACAAUUGCCAGCUUCUCAAUCAUCUAUGCAAUUGGCAUGGCAAUGUUAACACUAUCGGCAUCAGUCCCGGGGCUAAAACCAACAUGUUAUGAAAACGAUGUUUGCAGUGCAACGGAAGCGCAAAUCGCUCUGUGUUUCACAUCUCUUUAUCUUGUGUCACUAGGAACCGGAGGAAUCAAACCCUGUGUCUCCUCUUAUGGUGCAGAUCAAUUCGACGAUCACGAUGAGGUUGAAGAAAAACAAAAGAGUUCGUUCUUCAAUUGGUUUUAUUUUGUCAUAAAUAUUGGUGCACUCGUGGCUCAUUCGGUUCUAGUUUGGAUCCAAGACAAUGUGGGCUGGGGUUGGGGGUUCUUGGUUCCUACUGUAGCUAUGGCGAUUGCGGUGGUUUCGUUCUUUUCAGGUACUAAGUUGUAUCGGAACCAGAUUCCGGGCGGCAGCCCGCUCACCCGCUUGUGUCAGGUGGUGGUUGCUUCUUUUAGAAAGAAACGGAUUGAAGUUCCUUCAGAUAGUUCACUCUUAUAUGAGGCUUCUGAUGCUGGUCUUUCUAAUUCUGGAAUCCACAAGAUCGAUCACACGUUAGAUUUCCUUUUCCUCGACAAGGCGGCUGUGGUUUUGUCCUCGGAUCAUAGGAACGGGUCGAUAGACCCGUGGAAGCUUUGCUCGGGGAGCCAAGUCGAGGAACUGAAAGCGGUCUUACGGUUGCUUCCAAUAUGGGCCACGGGUAUCAUUUUCUGCACGGUUUACGCACAAAUGAGUAACCUGUUUGUGUUGCAAGGGUCCACUCUUGACCCUCGGGUCGGCACGUCCAGUUUUGAGAUUCCGCCGGCUUCACUCGGGAUUUUCGACACAAUCAGCGUGAUAUUCUGGGUCCCGGUCUAUGACUGUGUUAUCGUCCAUGUAGCCAGACGGCUCACGGGUCAACAAAAUGGGUUGACCCAACUCCAACGGAUUGGGACCGGCCUCUUCAUUUCCAUCUUCAGCAUGGUGUGUGCUGGCAUUCUUGAAGUUGUUCGGCUCGAGAUUGUAUCGAGAAACAACUACUACGAACUCGAUCGGAUUCCAAUGUCGAUAUUCUGGCAGGUGCCACAGUACUUUCUUAUGGGGUGUGCAGAAGUUUUUACGUUUAUCGGACAACUGGAGUUCUUUUACGAACAAGCCCCUGAUUCGAUGAGAAGUUUAUGUGCUGCUCUUCAACUAACAAUAACGGCCCUUGGGAACUACCUGAGCGCUUUUCUCGUUACCAUUGUCACGGUCAUCAGUACUCAAGGUGGUAGCCCAGGGUGGAUAACGGACAAUCUCAACUACGGCCAUCUCGACUAUUUCUUCUGGCUCUUGGCCGGUCUCAGUGUCGUGAACUUGGGAGUUUUCAUCACGUUGGCGAAGCGGCACACGUAUAAAAUACCCGCCGGAGCGGUUCGCUGAAGUUAGCGAGAUGAUGCUUCGGAAACUUGUACUUACAGCAACAUGGAUUGUAAAUAAGUGUGUUGCAACUUGUACAUUUUUUAUGGUGAUCCAAUUGACUCUACUUAUGG
This is a messenger RNA of Cynara cardunculus var. scolymus (artichoke), 2047 nucleotides long. RefSeq names its product protein NRT1/ PTR FAMILY 8.2-like. Bases 150 to 1937 code for a protein of 595 amino acids. Gene Ontology annotation, biological process: transmembrane transport; oligopeptide transport. Gene Ontology annotation, molecular function: transmembrane transporter activity. Gene Ontology annotation, cellular component: membrane. The record is from RefSeq and is a predicted model, not a curated record. Lineage: Eukaryota; Viridiplantae; Streptophyta; Magnoliopsida; Asterales; Asteraceae. The transcript has 5 exons.